Molecule: messenger RNA, 3111 nt
Organism: Nannospalax galili (Upper Galilee mountains blind mole rat)
Lineage: Eukaryota; Metazoa; Chordata; Mammalia; Rodentia; Spalacidae
Gene: Poldip3
Product: DNA polymerase delta interacting protein 3
Exons: 9
Coding region: 103-1365 (420 amino acids)
Biological process (GO): mRNA export from nucleus
Cellular component (GO): nucleus
Molecular function (GO): mRNA binding
Source: RefSeq, a predicted model, not a curated record
UCAUUUGCGCUGUCGCGAGAGUUGGUGGGCCGGGCGCUGGAAGCACCUCGUCGCUCCGUAGCGGCUGAGGGGCGGGCGCGCUGCGCUGGCUUGGUGACUAACAUGGCGGACAUCUCGCUGGACGAGCUCAUCCGGAAGCGCGGAACGACGACCAAGGGGCGGCUGAGUGCCAGACCAGGAGUUGGAGGCAUCCGAUCUCGAGUUGGUAUCCAGCACAGCCUCCUCAGUCAGCCAACACGCACAGCCACCUUCCAGCAGAGAUUUGAUGCCCGGCAGAAGAUAGGCCUCUCAGAUGCCCGGCUCAAGCUGGGAGUCAAAGAUGCCCGGGAGAAGCUUUUGCAGAAAGAUGCUCGGUUUCGGAUCAAGGGGAAAGUGCAGGAUGCCAGAGAGAUGCUAAACUCUCGAAAACAGCAGAGCAUGAUGCCCCAGAAGCCCCGCCAGGUGGCCGAUGCCCGGGAGAAGAUCAGCUUGAAGAGGCGAUCCCCUGCAGCCUUUGCAGGCCCACCUGUUGGGACAGUGACUCCUGCUCUCAAGCUCACCAAAACCAUCCAGGUUCCACAGCAAAAGGCUAUGGUGCCACUUCAUGCCCAUCCUGCUGGAAUGAGGAUCAAUGUUGUCAAUAACCACCAGGCCAAACAGAACUUGUAUGACCUAGAUGAAGAUGAUGACGUGAUAGCACCUAUUCCUACUAAGCAGAUGAAGUUUGCAGCCACGGGCGGCUUUCUCCACCACAUGACCGGGCUGAGCAGUUCCAAACUCUCCAUGUCUAAGGCCCUCCCUCUCACCAAAGUGGUUCAGAAUGAUGCAUACACUGCUCCUGUUCUCCCCUCCUCUGUGCGAACAAAAUCCUUGACCAACAUGUCCCGGACGCUGGUGAACAAGGAGGAGCCUCCCAAAGAGCUGCCGCCUGCUGAGCCUGUGCUCAGUCCCUUGGAAGGCACCAAGAUGACUGUGAAUAAUCUGCACCCUCGAGUCACUGAGGAGGACAUUGUUGAGCUCUUCUGUGUGUGUGGAGCCCUUAAGCGGGCUCGACUGGUCCAUCCUGGGGUUGCAGAGGUCGUCUUCGUGAAGAAGGAUGAUGCCAUCACUGCAUAUAAGAAGUACAACAACCGCUGUCUGGACGGACAGCCAAUGAAGUGCAACCUGCACAUGAAUGGGAAUGUCAUCACCUCAGACCAGCCCAUCCUGCUGCGGCUGAGUGACAGCCCUACAGUGAAAAAGGAGAGUGAACUGCCUCGGCGGAUGAAUUCUGCCUCUUCCAACCCUCCUGCCGAAGUGGACCCCGACACCAUUAUCAAAGCGCUCUUCAAGUCCUCGGGGGCUUCUGUGACCACACAGCCCACAGAAUUCAAAAUCAAACUUUGAGCAGAAACAGAGCAGAGGAGGGUGGUUCUGUUUCCCAUGGCAAAACUUGUGACCAAUGGGCUGUCGGACUGAAGCCCCCUGAACACAGGAAGGGACACCAGGGAGAGCUUCCUCACUGGAUGGGACCCGCCUUUGUGUUGUGUUCUCCCCCAUGCCCUUCUGUGUGUUCAUGUUUCUGUAGUGUGUUUCCUCUCCCCUCUACCCAUCACCAAGGUAGGCUUGUGUUUGUCAAUGUGCCUCCCCAACCCUUGACCCCAAACUGAUUUCUCACCUAGAAAGGGUACACUGGGUUGGCAUUCUUGUGACCCCGUGGGAUACAGGGCAGGGACUCUUCAGAAGGCAUUGCUUUUUCUGGAGCUUUCCUGUUCUAUUCAAAUUUUUCAGACAAAGCAGGGAAUGGGUGCCUGCUGUGCUAGUGGAAACCAGGGCAGCUUGAGAGCAGUGUUAGGUCACUGGCCUCUUGCCUUCUCAGCAUGGCCGUCUCCAGACCUGACUGCUGGGAUACAGAGCUCUGUGGCGGCCCAGGUAGCAUGGCUACUCUGCUAGGAACAGUCCACUGCCAACUCCUGGGUAACCUAGAAUGAUUUCCGAGUCCAUGUUCCUCUGUUGUUGCUGUGCCAAAUGCCCCAGCCCAGUUUUCAUAGCCUUGUGGGUGCCGCUGCAGGGACUGGCCUGUUAGCCCUGUGGUUCUCACCCAGCAUGACAUCAUCAUCGUAGCGUGGUUGGGUGCAGGUUCCAGCACCCAGUCAGUUAGGUCUUUGACAGACUCCACUGCCAUGCUGUGGCCCUGUGGGCUAGGGGAUUGUUAGGAUGGGAGCUGUUGGCUGCCUUCUGGCUCCAUCAGGGGUGUUGUGUCCACUAUUGUGUGUCCCACAGCACGUACAGAGGAGCAUUUUCCUGGUGGGGUCAGAGAGCAGACAGAGCGUUCUUCCCAGGCAAGCUGGUGAACCGUUUUCUGUAACAUGCUCUAAGGCAGUUGGGGCAAGCCAUAGAACACAGGCUUGCACUGAUGGCCAGGCCAGCAUGGUUCCUGGUGUCAUUGAUUAGUCCCCUUGUGUAUUGUUGGAACUGAAAAGAGAAUUAAAUUGAAGCUGCCAGAGCUGGAGCAGGUUCUAGGAGUAUUGCAAAAAUCAGUUGUGUGUGCUAUGAAAGGCACAAAACCCAGUAAAGAGAACUUGAAUUAAUUAAUGCUUCCGCAGAGUUAGAUCUGCCCAGUUGGAAGGUUCCAGAGUUAAGCCAAACUUGAGUCCUCCCGCUCUGAGGUUGCCCAGCCAGGGAACCUAGGAAAGGUGUCUGGGGUGAUCUACCUUGGUAUUUAGACUGCUGCUUGUUUUACUCCUAAAUGGUACAAACUUAGUUAUCUUUAGCAGCUGGAAGACAUUCCUCCAAACUUUACCUUUCCUGGGCCAAGAGAGCACCUGAAGACACUAGGACUUGACUUCUCAAUCCCUGGGAACAGUUGGGCACAGCUUGGAUCUUGUGUAGCUGAGGGAUGGUCAGUGCCCUGCCUGGUUCCCCUGCUGUUCCUGAGCCAGGAGUGCUGUGGGUACCAGAGUCGAACUGAGUCCAGCUGCAGCCUCCUGGACACACAGUACUUUGGUUUUUCAGUGUCAUCUGGGGAAACCCUUGUGUCCUCCUCCACUUCCCUACAUUGCUCAUCUGUAUCUUGUUGAGAGGAAGAGGCAGUAAGGGAUGGAGGUAACCAUGUAUUACUUUCCAUUUCUAAAUAAACCUUUGUUAUUCCUA